Molecule: messenger RNA, 1162 nt
Organism: Anolis carolinensis (green anole)
Lineage: Eukaryota; Metazoa; Chordata; Lepidosauria; Squamata; Anolidae
Exons: 9
Coding region: 43-1098 (351 amino acids)
Biological process (GO): negative regulation of T cell proliferation; phospholipid metabolic process; arachidonate secretion
Molecular function (GO): phospholipid binding; calcium ion binding
Source: RefSeq, a predicted model, not a curated record
GAAGCAAAAGCGGCGCCAAAGUGCAUUAAUUCCGCAGUGUAGAUGCACCGUUCUUCUUUCCAAUUCUUCUUUGUUCAAGGUUUUUGCUGCGACGAUAUGAGACGUCUGGUGCUGGCGUUAAUCCUGUGGGAGAGCGCGUGUCCCAUCAUCCUCAGCAGCCUCCUCAACUUCAAGGUGAUGAUCGAGCGGCUGACCCACAAGAACGCCCUCAUCUACUUCAGCGGAUACGGGUGCUACUGCGGGAAAGGGGGCCACGGGAAGCCCCGGGACAAGACCGACCAGUGCUGCUACUUGCACGACUGCUGCUACGAGGACUUGCACGCCCGCGACUGCCACCCUUACAGCGAUCACUACCGAUACCUGAUCGUCAAUAAUGACAUCUUCUGCCAGUACCGGAACAACAGCCCGUGCUCCCGCCUGGCCUGCGAAUGUGACCGGAACGCCUCGGUCUGUUUCAAAAGGGAGGCCAAAUCCUACAGUAAGAAGCUGCUCCACUACCCGGGGCUUCUGUGCAAAGAGGCCUCUCCCAAAUGUCCGACCCAGAAAACAAACAAAGGCGAAGAGAAAGGAAAACAAACCAAUAGCAAGCAUCCGAAACGAAGGAAGGCCACAUUGUCAGAAGGCACGGGCGUCGUUUUGCAAAGUCGAGACUCUCCAGAGAACAGAAAGAUGAAGCUCCACUGGGGACUGAUGGCGCUGGUGGUUUGCGGUGUUUUGGAGAUCGAAGGGAGCAUUUUGGAGUUUGGGCAAAUGGUCAAGGAAAUGACCAACAAAAUCGCUUUAUUCGAGUACACCAGUUACGGCUGCCAUUGUGGACUAGGAGGGAGAGGGCAGCCACGAGAUGCCACGGACAGGUGCUGCUUCACCCAUGACUGCUGCUACGGCAAACUGAAAGAUUGCAAGACCACGACAGACAAGUACAAAUAUACCAUCAAGGACGGAGUCAUCACCUGCGGUGAAGGAACUUCGUGUGAAAAGCAGAUCUGCGAAUGUGACAAAGCCGCCGCUCUUUGCUUCAAAGACAACCUCAAAACUUAUGACGAAAAAUACCGCUUUUAUUUGGACACUCAGUGCAAUGAAAAGCCACCAUCCUGCUGAAAAGCCUUCCCAAAGAACACUUCCUUGAAAAUAAUAAUAUUAAUAAAUAUUAAAAUAAAACAAA